Messenger RNA from Formica exsecta, 2895 nucleotides. RefSeq names its product piwi-like protein Siwi. Gene Ontology annotation, cellular component: P granule. Bases 162 to 2699 code for a protein of 845 amino acids. Lineage: Eukaryota; Metazoa; Arthropoda; Insecta; Hymenoptera; Formicidae. The record is from RefSeq and is a predicted model, not a curated record. Gene Ontology annotation, molecular function: protein binding; piRNA binding. Gene Ontology annotation, biological process: regulatory ncRNA-mediated gene silencing. The transcript has 12 exons.
GUCGAGUGAAGCCUUGAGUUUGGUGAAGCUGACGCCGAUAACCACUUCACACUUCGAUACAAGUGAUAUUCGUGGAUAGUCACGGAUUCUUGCAACGUACUCUGUAGAAACGGUCCAGUUGUUAAAAGUAAUAGAUCUGAAAUCGUGCAAAGAUAUCAAAUAUGUCCAGACAAGGAGAUAGAGGUUUUGAUCCCUCUGAGCCAUCAACUAGUAGUGGAUAUAGAAAGAAACCUUAUUCUAGGUCAUCAGAAUCAGAGUAUUCAGUAAAAGGAGUAGUAAAGGAUAUCAGCCAAAAAGGUGAUCCAAGUACCUCUACAUAUUCACAACAAUCUAUUGAACCAGUAAAAAUUAAAUCAGAAAGUGGAGAUGUCGCGUCGACAAAAGAAACACGUGGUCGACGCAAAAUGGAAACUAUUUUUGUUACCAGGCCAGCUACUUUAGUAACUAAAAAAGGAACGUCUGGAAAACAUAUAGUAUUGCAAACUAAUCACUUUAAAGUGCCUACAGUACCUGAUUGGUGCCUUUAUAAAUAUCGAGUUGAUUUCGAACCAGAAGAAACUCGUACAUAUAUUCGAAAAGGUUUGCUUAGACUUCAUAAAGAAAGGGUUGGUGUAUAUAUCUUUGAUGGUACAAUCUUGUAUACAAGCUGCCGUUUACCAGAUAAAGUGGAACUGGUAUCAACUAGACAAUCCGACGAUACACCUGUUAAAAUUAUUAUACGUCUAGUUGGGGACAUGAUGCGGGAUGAUCCGCACUAUAUACAAUUUUUUAAUAUAAUAAUGAGAAAAUGCUUAGAGCAUUUAAAAUUGCAACUGGUUGGCCGUGAUUAUUACGAUGCUCGUAACAAGGUUGCCAUACAUCAAUUUAGACUGGAAUUGUGGCCUGGCUACAUUACAUCCAUCAGACAAUAUGAGCGCGACAUUCUAAUGUGCGCCGAAAUAACACAUAAAGUAAUGCGACAAGAAACUUUGUUAGAUAUAUUAAGUGAUUGCUACAGACGUGGUCAGGAUUACAGGAAAGAGUUUUGCAACAGUGUAAUUGGAAUUAUUGCACUUACGGAUUAUAAUAAUAACACAUAUCGUAUCGAAGAUGUUGAUUUUGACACAAGCCCUUCCUCAACAUUUUCUAUGAAGUCUGGUGAAAGUAUAUCUUAUCAAGAGUAUUACAAGAGGAAAUACGGUAUUAGGAUAACAAAUGCCACACAACCAAUGUUGGUGACAAGAACAAAACCAAAGGCAAGAAAUGCUGGUCAAGGAGAUUUGGUUUAUCUAGUUCCUGAAUUGUGCCGUGCUACAGGUCUAACUGAUAAUAUGAGGGAAAAUUUUCAUCUUAUGAAAGCAUUAGCUACGCAUACUCGUGUUUCACCUGUAUCUCGGAUUGAUAAAUUGAUGAGAUUUAACGAAAGACUUCGUCAAGAGACAAAAGUUUUAGAAGAACUUAAAGACUGGAAUAUGAAAUUAGAUAGAAAUUUACUUGAAGUUCCUGCUCGUAUAUUACCUUGCGAAAAACUUGUAUUUGCUAAUAAUAAUAUGAUUACCUGUAUGGGAGGAGAUUGGACGAGACAAAUGCAAAAAGCACGUUUAGUCCACUCUGUCCAUUUGAGAAACUGGGUAUUAAUUGGAAACUAUCGAGAUCAGGAGACUAUACGGUAUUUUAUGAACAAGCUAAGUGGAGUAUCAUAUGGAAUAUCGUUUCGAAUUGAACGUCCACAGGAACAUUGGUUGCGCGAUGAUAAGGCGAGUGUAUAUGCCGAAAAUCUCGAAUAUAUUCUUAGCAAGAAUACCCCGGAUUUAGUAUUGUGCGUAGUGAGCAACAAUCGCAGUGAUCGUUAUGCAGCAAUUAAGAAGAAGUGUUGUGUAGACAGACCCGUACCAUCGCAGGUUAUUUUACAAAAAAACUUAGACGGAAGAAACAUCAUGACUAUCGCUACGAAAGUAGCAAUACAGAUGAACUGUAAAUUGGGUGGUGCAGCUUGGCAUAUUGAAUGCCCGUUAAAAGGAUUAAUGACAAUUGGUUUUGAUAUAUGUCAUGAUUCGAACACUAAGGGCAGAGAUUUUCUGGCUAUGGUGGCAACUGUCGAUCAAACGCUGACGCGAUACUAUAGCUCUAUUAGUUUAUAUCACAGCAGCGAGGAGCUUGUAGAGCAACUCUGUACAAGUGUAUGCAAAGCUGUGCAAGCUUAUCGCGCUCAAAAUAAGGCUUUACCCAUGUAUCUUGUAAUUUAUCGCGAUGGCGUCAGUGACGGUCAAAUACCGCAUGUUUAUGAGAAUGAAGUAGAAAGUCUGAAAAAGAAACUUGAAGAAGUGUACUAUGGUCCGAAUUUCAAGAUGAUAUUUAUAAUUGUGUCUAAACGAGUUAACAUUCGACUUUUCCAUAACAGAAACAAUCCUCUGAUCGGUACAGUCGUUGACGAUGUUAUAACCAGUCCAUUUAAAUACGAUUUCUUUCUUGUAUCGCAAAGUGUUAGACAAGGCACAGUUUCGCCAACCUCGUACAACAUUGUUUCGGAUAAUACCGGUUUAGACGCAGAAAUGAUACAAAACUUAACUUACAAAUUAACUCACAUGUAUUACAAUUGCUCAAGCACCGUUCGUGUACCGGCACCUUGUCAUUAUGCACAAAAGCUAUCGUUCUUAGUAGGACGAGUUCUUCACCGGCCUCCAAAUACCCAGCUGGAAAAUAAGCUGUAUUUCUUGUGAUAUAACAAAUAUCUCUUUACGAUAGUUUUAUUCGGUACAUUAUUUUAAAUUAAGAAGAUUGUUAAUUGUUUUCAUGAUUUUAUUUGUUUAUGUCCUAAAAUGGCUUGAUGUGCAUUAUUACUAGAUUAUAAAAGAUUUUCUGUGUAACUUAUUACAUAUGAUGCGAAAAAUUCCAUUCCAUAUAAAUAUUUAAAUU